Messenger RNA from Sceloporus undulatus (fence lizard), 1652 nucleotides. It is a transcript of the gene COL26A1, whose product is annotated as collagen type XXVI alpha 1 chain. The record is from RefSeq and is a predicted model, not a curated record. The transcript has 14 exons. NCBI's taxonomy places the organism in Eukaryota, Metazoa, Chordata, Lepidosauria, Squamata, Phrynosomatidae. Gene Ontology annotation, molecular function: protein binding. Bases 274 to 1614 code for a protein of 446 amino acids.
UGCGCCUAGGGCGCACGAAACUUUCCCUUGGCCACUUUGGCAAGGGGUUUUCCCGACCCUACUAGAGCCACCCCAGGACCCCUUUGCCCACCUUUUCCAGGGGUCCCUGGCACCCUCAUCCUCCCUACUAUCCCUCCAUCAGGUCCCUCGGAGUCUGGGAAGAUGCGUUUGUGAGAACUGGGGCUGGAUACAAGGUCCCCCCUGUCACCUCUCCAAACUUGGUGCGUCCCAGCCAUCCUUGCCUCUCCAAAGGCUUGCCAAGCUCCUGCCACAAUGUCCCUGGUUUUCUUUUGGUGCUGCUGCUGGUUUUGGGGAGGGACUUUCGGGACCAGUUUUCUCUACCAGUUCCCGGCCUCGGCUUUGCAACACAACUACCCUGAGCAAGCUUCAACUGGGGGGUCUGGAGGAGGAAACAGCUUCUCCAACCGACGGCACUGGUGUCACUACACAGUCACCCGGACUGUCUCCUGCCAGGUUCAGAACGGCUCAGAGACGGUGAUCCAGAGGGUUUACCAAAGCUGCCGGUGGCCAGGACCAUGUGCCAACUUAGUGAGUUACAGGACUCUCAUCAGGCCCACGUACAAGAUAUCCUACCGAACGGUGACUGCCCUUGAAUGGCGAUGCUGCCCUGGCUUCACCGGAAGCAACUGCGAGGAAGAAUGUAUGAAUUGCACAAGACUUACAGAUAUGACCGAGAGGCUGAACACCCUUGAAGCAAAGAUCCUCUUCCUUGAGGCCACAGAGAGAGUCCCACCGUCGGAGAAUGACCUUCCCAUGGCAAGGACGACAGCUACGUGGUACGAUGACUUGGUGCCAGACGCCAUUCCUCUGGCCAACCCUGGGACUGUGCUGAGGAAACCUGUGGGACCUGUUGGGUUGCCCGGACCAGCAGGGAAACCAGGGCCACAAGGCCCCAAAGGUGAAAAAGGAGAAACUGGUGAGAGGGGGCUUUCUGGACCGCCAGGGUUGCUUGGACCUCCAGGACCGAGGGGGUAUCCAGGUGAAACCGGGAUCCCAGGACCUCCGGGGCCACCAGGACCACCAGCAUCUCCAAGUCUGCCUUUGACGUUCCAGCAAGGAGUCCUGUACUCACUCCAGCCCAACGCUGAGAAAGAAAAUGGUGAGCCUCAACUGGCAUCCACGGUCAUUGAUACCAUCCUGGCUGGUUUGCCAGGCCCUCGUGGGGCACCGGGACCCAUUGGACUGCCAGGUCCACCUGGAUCUUCAGGCCCCAAGGGGCCACCGGGACCUAUAGGCGCACCUGGGCUACAGGGCAUACCUGGUUCUCCUGGCUCAAAAGGAUCCAAAGGAGACCGAGGAGAAAGGGGUGAACCGGGCAAGAAAGGUGAAGAAGGAGACAAAGGCGCAGAUGGAGAAGGUGUCCAGCAGCUUCGAGAAGCCCUGAAGAUUUUGGCCGAGAGAGUGUUAAUUCUAGAGCAUAUGAUUGGCAUUCACGAUUCUUUGUCUUCCGUUGAACCAGGCUCAGGGCAAGACGUUCUCCUGGGCGCCCCGCUUCGAGCGAACAUCAAAAUCAAGCGCCACCACUUGAACCAGAUCUUCUCUUCACUCCUGGAUGACAGCGAAACCAAAGAGAAAAGCCACGGAAGGAAGUAGGACAUCCCCAGUCCAACAGCGAAGGCUGAAGAGACUUA